This is a messenger RNA of Branchiostoma floridae (Florida lancelet), 2248 nucleotides long. Its product is annotated as acid-sensing ion channel 2-like. The record is from RefSeq and is a predicted model, not a curated record. Gene Ontology annotation, biological process: sodium ion transmembrane transport. Lineage: Eukaryota; Metazoa; Chordata; Leptocardii; Amphioxiformes; Branchiostomatidae. Gene Ontology annotation, molecular function: ligand-gated sodium channel activity. The coding region runs from base 30 to 1361 and encodes 443 amino acids. Gene Ontology annotation, cellular component: membrane. The transcript is spliced from 11 exons.
UCGCGUCUUACGUCGGCUUCUUCAUCCUCAUGGUCCAAAUGUUGGACUCGUAUUUCAAACACGGGACGGUUACUGACGUCACACUGAAGUUCGUGCCUCAGGUCAGGUUCCCUGCCGUCACCAUCUGUAACUUAAACAAUUUUGAAGACAACCUGCUAACGGUUGAGGAGAAGCAUUACCUGUCCUACAUCCUGUACGGUGUCCAGGAGGACCUGGAUGUUAUUGCAGGUGUCCCAGUGAACAACAAGGUUACUAACGGCACAACGCCUAACGGCACAACGGCUACCCCACAAACAGAACCUCCACACACGCAUGGGUCGUUUACGGUGGACAGUAUCACCAGAGAGAAGGGGUUCUCACUGAAGGACAUGCACAUGUGCACUUGGAUGGGGAAAACCUGCACCGAACUGGAUUUCACCCACUCCUUCGGCACGUACGGAAACUGCUACACGUUCAACGCGGACCCCGUCGACCCGAUCAACCAGACCAUCGCCGGGUCCGGAAACGGCCUCUCCGUCAUGAUCGACAUCAAGUCGCACCUGUACACAGAGAACCCGCUGUUGCCCGGUGGUACCGCUGACGUAGGGAUGAAGCUGCUCGUGCACGAUCAGAGCGAGCCGCCGAAGAUGGACACCCAGGGCAUCGCCGUGGCGCCGGGCAGUCAUGCCUACAUCGCCAUCAGACAGAUACAGUACGAGAACCACGUCCCUCCGUGGGGAGAGUGCGAGGACCUACAGCUGGAGUAUUACGAUACCUACACGCUGACGGGCUGUCAGCUGGAGUGUAGGAGUAAAUACGUGGUCCACAACUGCACCUGCAGACCCAUCUACCUGCCAGGUGAUGCGCCGUACUGUGAACCGGUUUAUGUCGCCAAGUGUGUAUGGCCCGUAGAGGCCGCGGUGACAUCAGGAGCGCUACCUUGCGACUGUCCUGUUCCCUGCAACCUGAUGACCUACCGAACGUCGAGCUCCUACGCCAAAUGGCCAAACAGCAAAGCCGACCUGGUCUACACCGCCGCGUUUGGCCUGAGCCCAGGCUACAUGGCGGAAAACUCUGUCGUAUUUGAUGUUUACUAUGAUGAGCUGAACUACGAAGUUAUCUCCCAGCUGAAAGCGAUGAGCGAUGGAGAACUGGCCAGUGACCUCGGCGGUCAGAUGGGCCUGUUUAUUGGAGCCAGCAUCCUGACUCUGCUGGAGAUAUUUGAGUACCUGGGUCUCCGUCUCUGGGCCUUCAUUCAGAAACGGAAAAAGAGAACACAAAAAGUACACGUGUCAACGUCCAACACUCUAAAAGUCAACCAGGCAGCGAAGGAGAAUGAGAACAAGAACAAGGAGAAAUCUUUUAUCAGUCUUAGAGAUUAGAAUUAAUUGUGGGCUGUAAAAUGAUUUGUUUCAGACAUGUUUCAUCAAUGAAUGUUUUGCCAGUUGGUAAGUCACUGAAUAACGACAUUUUUGUAAAAAUUCAAGUAUUUUAUUCAACCAAAAAUUAUUCACAUUUGGGACCGCAUCUGUAAGCAGCGAUACCUAGUGCUGCAGUGCUGCAGUGCAGCAUGCAGUCAGAGCUGACCCGAGGAAAUUGACAGACGGUCACCGAAACUUGAGGUACAUAGAACACUCGGUUUUUACGAAGUAUGUUGUUUUGAAUUUGAAAAAAAAGGAACUUUGCUGCAGGAUACCAGUUCUCAUAAACGGCUACAGCUUUACUUCUCAUCGUGUGUCUCUCGUCACUCUUGGAACCGCCAUCUUGAAUUUGGGGGUCAAGCGAUAUAACGUUAUGUAUAAUAUGUGGCACACAUUAAAGUGCUUAUCAGUUACCAACGACACUAAACAACGACAGUUCCCGAUAGCAUUCAACCAUCAUAAGUGAUAGUCAAUAAACAAAUCCGUUCCAUGUAGAUGAAAACAGUGUAUAAUUUAAUAUGGUUUCAUUAUGGUCGUUUUUUGCGAGUGAAAGUGCCAGUUUCCAAACUGCAUUUUGCAGAAAUUGAUUUGAUUACUUGAAAGUCUGAUUUUAAAACCUCUUGUCAAUCAGCAUUAGAAUGGUUUGUGUUUUUGUUUUGUCAUAUGUAUUUGAAUGUUGGUGGUAUCCAUUUAAAAAGAUAUGAGAUAUAAAGACUAUUUACAUGGUGAGCACAAACAGCUAGAACUCGUCUUUUCAAAGAAUUUUUUCUGUAAACAAAUGUAAGUAGUAAAUGUAAAUUUGAUGUUGCUUUUUGUUUCAUUUUUGACAUUAAAUUUAAUAAGUGUAU